Hyaloperonospora brassicae is the source of this 801-nucleotide messenger RNA. The record is from the annotation of a GenBank genome assembly. NCBI's taxonomy places the organism in Eukaryota, Oomycota, Peronosporomycetes, Peronosporales, Peronosporaceae.
AUGUCGCAGUUUGCGCCCAAGCCGAACAAACCCCAACCGCCGACGUCGAGUCGCUCCGCUGCUCUGUCCGUCUCGCACGGCAUCUGCCGCUCGCUCCGCCGACAAGGAGGCGCGUCACGUCGGGACAAGCGAAACGGUGGCCGCCGCAGCCUCUGCAGCUCAGAAGGAGUGACGCAGGACGUGACCUGCACAUCGGCCGGCGCUGCUCAAGCGAAGAAGUGGCAUUUAGCAACGCGGAGUCAUACUGGAGAGUUGGCGGUGACUGCCUCGAACGAGAGCCGCAAUCCGUUGCUGGGUCGUGAUGGCGAAGUCGCGUAUGCUGCUGGCUCUGUUCACGCCCACGCGCACGAGACCGUGCACGCGAGCGGCUUUUGGCGCUCUUCGUCAGCGCGCGAUCGCGAGAUGAUGCAGUGGUCAAGCAAAGCAGCUGUUGAGAUGUUAUUGUCGGCUUUGGCCGAAAUUGCAGAAGAAGACGGCAUGCCGCCAGGUGCGAUCGAUGUAGCGCCAGCUUCACAUGACAAGUCAGCUGAGAUAGGUCAAGCGUUGACUAGCAGCCAGGCUGUCCAGAUGAUUUCGUUCCAGGAUCGACGCGCGUCGAAGAGGCUGGUGAUGGAGCAGUCGGCAAAGACUGUGAAGUGCGUAUCACUGGAACUGGGAGGCAGCGCUGCAUUCGCUACCAAAUGUGUGUGUGGUAGUCGCGUCUUUGUCCACGAGAGCAUGAACGAAGAAGGCAGUCAAGCUGAGUUGGCCGUCAAGUUGGUGAAGCGUGUAAAUCAGCUAAAGAUGGGUUUUGUCUCAUGA